AUGCUCCCUGCAACCUUCAAACUGUGUGCUGGCAUCUCCUAUCGUCAUACAAGGAACAUGACAGGUUUAAGGAAGAAUGCCAUUGUGGCCAUCCACCAUGAGCUGAACAGACUGGCAGGUCCAGGCCCCAGUAACUGGAUCAGCCAGGUCCGCCGACGAAGCUCCCUUCUCAGUUCUCGGAUUGAAGAAGAAGAGGGGUACGACGAGGAGGAGAUGUCCUACUUGAAGCAAGGUGAGGAUGCACUGCAGAAGGCCAUCAGCAUCCUCAGCGAACAAGACGGCUGGACCAUUGAAACUGUAGCCGCAAACGGAGACAAAGUCCUGAGUAAGGUGUUGCCUGACAUUGGGAAGGUGUUCAAGCUGGAGGUGAUGUUGGAGCAACACCCUGACAAUCUUUACAAGGAGCUGGUGGGAAAUAUGGAGCAAAUGGGGGAGUGGAACCCUAACGUCAAACAGGUUAAGAUCCUUCAAAAGAUAGGCCAGGACACAAUGGUUACCCAUGAGGUUUCUGCAGAGACACCCGGCAAUGUGGUGGGACCGAGGGACUUUGUCAGCGUCCGCUGUGCCAAGCGCCGGGGCUCCACCUGCUUCCUGGCGGGAAUGUCAACUCAGCACACAAAAAUGCCGGAGCAGAGGGGUGUGGUGAGGGCGGAGAAUGGCCCUACCUGUAUAGUUAUGAAGCCGUGUGCUGAAGACCCAAAUAAGACCAAGUUCACCUGGUUACUAAGUAUAGAUCUUAAGGGCUGGAUCCCAAAGACGAUCAUAAACAAAGUGCUCUCUCAGACGCAGGUGGACUUUGCCAACCACCUCAGGCAAAGGAUGGCUAAUAAUGUUUCUAUGGAGAUGGCUCAUGCCUGCUGA
Cyclopterus lumpus (lumpfish) is the source of this 861-nucleotide messenger RNA. It is a transcript of the gene star, whose product is annotated as steroidogenic acute regulatory protein. Gene Ontology annotation, molecular function: cholesterol binding; cholesterol transfer activity. Gene Ontology annotation, cellular component: mitochondrial intermembrane space; mitochondrion. The coding region runs from base 1 to 861 and encodes 286 amino acids. Gene Ontology annotation, biological process: steroid biosynthetic process; intracellular cholesterol transport; regulation of steroid biosynthetic process. The transcript has 7 exons. The record is from RefSeq and is a predicted model, not a curated record. Lineage: Eukaryota; Metazoa; Chordata; Actinopteri; Perciformes; Cyclopteridae.